Molecule: messenger RNA, 2490 nt
Organism: Aureobasidium pullulans EXF-150
Lineage: Eukaryota; Fungi; Ascomycota; Dothideomycetes; Dothideales; Saccotheciaceae
Product: glutaminase A
Exons: 5
Coding region: 1-2274 (757 amino acids)
Source: RefSeq, a predicted model, not a curated record
AUGUUGUCUCUGGCAUCCCUGACCCUGCUUGCGUCUACUGUCUUAGCGCAGUCAUCCUUCUCACCAACAAGGCCACCAGCAAUUCCUCUUGCCGUCUCCAACCCAUAUCUCAACACAUGGCAGCAAGCAGGUAGCGAUGGAGGCAAUGGAGGAUAUCUUGCCGGUCAAUGGCCAAGGUUUUGGGCAGGCCAAGUCACUGGCUGGACAGGUCUCAUCAAGGUAGACGGAGGUGCCGCAGUCACAUGGAUGGGUGCUCCGAACGGUCCUGCUGUGGCCACUCAGAACAGCUUCGAGUACACUUCAACAAAAUCUGUCUUUUCGCUGUCGGUCGACGGCAAAGUCGGGUUGAAUGUGACCUUUCUAUCUCCUGUCGAGCCUACGGACCUCAAACGCCAAUCGAUACCCGCCUCUUACAUGAAUGUUGAGGUCUUCUCUAUUGAUGGCGCUGACCAUAAGGUCCAACUGUACUCGGAUGUGUCUGCAGAAUGGGCAUCUGGAGACAGGUCCGCCGUUGCAGAGUGGGACUUUGGUAGCAUCAAGUCGGCUGCUUCGAAACGUGCUGAGUCAGCAAGUGGAUAUUCAACAUUGCAAACAGUCACUGUUCCUGCUUCCUCGGCGGCCUCAUCCGACGCCUCAUCGACUGUGGAGAUAUCUUCUGAAAUCGAGGCUACGACUGCAGCAUCUGUCUCGGCAUCUGCCACUGCUACCGGAGUUGCGCAAGCUAAUAGCAUUACUUACCAUCGCUUCUAUCGUCAAGAACAGCAAGUCUUCGUCGAGAACUCGGAUCAGGCAAGCUGGGGAAAUUGGAUCUAUGCAUGCAGCCACGAAGGCUUGACUUACUCGAACGGCGGUGUUGACACGGAUGUGCGUGGAGCUUUCAUCAACAAUGGUGUUCUUGACAAUGACUUGAACACGAAUUACCGAGCGAUCAGCAAUCAGUGGCCCGUGUUUGCCUUUGCUCUUGACUUUGGCUCUGUUGGGAGCACUCCUCAGUCAGCCUUGUUCACUUUGACCCUGGCGCAGAACGAAGCCAUUCAAUUCGAGUAUGAUACCAACAAAGUUCAGCAACUGCCUCCGCUCUGGACGAGCUAUUUUACCAGCGAGCUUGACCUUGUCUCAUUCUUCUACAACGACUGGAGCAACGCUCAGACGAGCGCUGCCAGUAUUGACACAAAGGUCGCUACGGACUCUCUUGCAAAUGCGGGACAGGAUUACCUGACCAUCACCAGUCUUGCUGUCCGUCAAGUGUUCGCCACUACUCAGCUCGCCGGUACUACGAAGUCGUAUCAUCUGUUCAUGAAAGAGAUCAGCAGUAAUGGUGACAUGCAAACCGUUGAUGUCAUCUUCCCUGCCUUCCCCAUCUUCCUCUACUUCAACCCGGACUUGGGUCGCCUGCUGCUUGAACCACUGUUCAUCAAUCAAGAAGCUGGCAACUGGCCAGCUGCAUAUGCGAUUCACGAUUUGGGUGUCUUUCCCAAUGCCACCGGCCACAAUGACGGUAACGCUGAAAAUCAACCUCUCGAGGAAUGCGGCAACAUGAUUGUCAUGGCUCUCGCAGUCGCUCAAAAAGUCAGCGGCGGCACUGCGUACCUCAAUCGACACUACGAGAUUCUCAAGCAAUGGAACGACUACCUCGUAAUCGACUCACUCAUCCCCUCAAACCAAAUCUCCACCGAUGACUUUGCAGGCUCAUUGGCUAAUCAAACCAAUCUCGCACUCAAAGGCAUUAUAGGUAUCGAAGCCAUGGCUGUGAUCGCAAACCUCACUGGCCACACCGCUGACGCUGAGAACUUUACUUCCAUUGCUCAUGACUAUAUCACCAAGUGGCAAGGAUUGGGAAUUGCUCCAGCUACGAAUGGCUCUCUGGCUCACACAACAUUGGCAUAUGGUAUGCCUGAGACCCAUGGCUUGCUUUAUAACCUCUACGCCGAUACUUGGGUUGGCACGAACAUUGUCCCUCGCAGCGUCUAUGAGAUGCAAUCAUCUUUCUACCCAACAGUAGCCAUGCAAUACGGCGUCCCGCUAGAUACCCGCCACACCUACACAAAACUCGACUGGGAAAUUUUCGUCGCGUCCAUCGCUUCUCCUUCCACUAAAUCCCUCUUCAUCUCCAAGAUUGCAGAUUGGAUUGGCAAGACCACGACCAACAGACCUUUCACGGAUUUGUAUGAGACUGAGAGUGGAGAUUAUCCUGGAGGUAUCAAUUUUGCUGCUAGGCCUGUCAUGGGGGCUGUGUUUGCUCCUUUGUUGGUAGGGCAGGGUCCGUUGGGAUGAUGUGGAGGGGAAGUAUAUGAAAGGGGUAAGAAGUGGUGAGAGGGGGGAGGAGGAGGAGGAAUUUAUCGUUCGGAUGAGUGACGAAUAUCUAACGAUUUCAUGUUGCAUCAACGUAGCAAGAUGGAAUUGCGAGAAAGCACAAAGCCUUUUUUUUUUGAAGAGGAUAAUUGAUCGCUAGAAAUACGAAUGGAGCUCGCUUUCUUUGAAAGUCCUCAC